UCGUUGUGCGCAUCAUCAUCUGUGUUAGUGUGCGCGCAUCUGCGAUGAAGCAUAUGAACGGUGUAACGCUUUGGGGGUGGGCCCCAAUACUAAAUACGCACUGACGGCGAGUUUCGCGCGAGAAGUCCACCGGUCACGACGUCUUCGUCGUUAGUUAGCGUGUUGUUGCGAGCUGGGUACAACCCAAUAGAACGCGUGUGCGCUGGUGCGUGUCACGCGAAGUGAUCAUGUGGUGGAUGUGACGUAGAAUCGUUCUAUUUUAAAAGGAACCGCUCAGCGCAACGAGAAGUAAAAGGGUUUCGUCGAAACGUAAACAACGAAAACGUAGCCCACAAUAGGCGGGGGCUCAGGGUGGUGUGGUUGACUACGUGCGUCCAUUAUUGUGGUUGGCUGUUUUUUUUUUUUUAUAAAAUAAACCGCGAGACGGCGAGUACUGUAGCGUCUGUGAUUGCCGUUAGCCGGCGUCGCUUCUGCGGCGAGCGGUUAAGGUGUGCGAAAACCGGUUAAAACCUACCGGAACUCCUCCGGUUUGGUUUUCGGGCGGAGAGGCGGUGGACCCAGGCUCGAUCGCAUGGUGAAGCUGAUAAAAAGUUUUUUCUUUAUACAAUACCUGUGCAAAAAAAUGUGCCCACACCGACCAUAUGCACGUGUGAUCCAGCAUCCCCGGGGUCAUGUAUCUUGAGACCGCUCGGAUCUGUGUGUGCGCCACGUCACCAUCCGUUUUUAACGACUUAGCUCAAGAGUCAAGUGUGUGAAGUAGAAGUGUGUUUGACUCGAUCCCGCCACAUUGCCGUCAGUCAAUCGAUAGUAGCACGGAGAGGCAGUCAGAGCAGCAAACAGCAUGGUGCUAAACACGACAACGAAGGUCUUUCUGCUCGUGAUCGCGCUGUUUCUAACGUUCGUCGUUGGUUUCUUCGCGUACGUGCUCAGCCUGCGCCACGAACGAUCGCGACUGUGGGACGAAAUCGAGCGUCGUGGCGCGACCCGGUAUACCGAGUUUGGUGACACCAACUAUUGGUACUUCGUGGUACGUGAUAUCGACAAGAUACGCAACAUGACGGACAUUCACUAUCUCGAGCGUGCCUCACAUAUUGUACCCAUGGCCGAUGGGUUUAUACUACUCGGCAAGGACUACGAGAUUCACUACGAACGUGUUCGAGGUACAUCGAAGAUGCCAAGUGAAGCGAUCGCACCGAACGAACGUCACUCCGAGCCGGAAGAUUACACACCAACGAUGGUAAAGCGAAAACUAUAUGCCUGGGAGGUAGGCAAACCGCUAACAAGUUCGGCUGAUUCUGCCACCACCGUUGUUCGGACGCGCUGGAAGAUUGGUGAACAUCGCAUCGGUGCUGCCGCAACGUACAACGAUCUUCCAAUGGAUGAUGAGCGCGAAAAACAUAAACACGGGGCUCAGGAGCAUACUUAAAGCUUGCAGCAUGAAACAUUUUCGGUGAAAACGGGUGCAUAAGAAGAAUUAAAAGUCUAAUAGGGAUGCAUAUCAAAUGAGCACAGUUAGUGGUCAGUUGUUUGUGCAGCUCACUAAAUGAAACAAGUAUUGCCAGGGAUCAAAUAAGUAUAGGUAUUCGAUUUGUUAUAAACGAAGAUUUUGGACGUUUAUUCCAGUGUUUUGAAAGAGAGAGAUAUGGCUGUGUAAAAUGGCAAAACUCCGACGCAGGAGUUAAAGACAUUACUUUAUAGAAUGGAUCACUGUUUUAAAAUGUCUUACUAAGAUCACAGGUAGACUACGAGCACAGAUAGUGCUUAAUUGUGUUAAACUAUUGAAAGUACUACUUUCCUUAUGUUUUCCUUCCCUUGACACAAGAGUUAUAGACACACUAUUCCCUGAAUAAAACUCGUAUUUAACACUUAUAUUGCUCUAUUAU
Molecule: messenger RNA, 1883 nt
Organism: Anopheles darlingi
Lineage: Eukaryota; Metazoa; Arthropoda; Insecta; Diptera; Culicidae
Exons: 2
Coding region: 842-1426 (194 amino acids)
Source: RefSeq, a predicted model, not a curated record